UCCCAGGAGCAGCAGGUGCUUCUUCACCGGAAAGCUGCUCCCUCAGGGCCUGGACUUGUCACGUCCCUCGUCGGGCUGAUGGUGCAGUUCCUCACAAUGGGAGAGGCUUUGCCUCGUCCUUCAGACUGGCCGUCGUCCCAGGGCGUGGUGCGGGGGUGGGGCCUCUUGGUGGAGCGCUUUGUCUCUGCUCCCCAGGCCCAGGCUCGGGAGCCGCAGUGGUGCCCAACACUUUUCUACGCUGCAUGUCGCCUCCAGCGGCUCGGAGCUCUGCGCCCUGGGCCGGCUUGCGCGCCGCUCCUCCCUUCCCCCGCCCCACGUCCCCCCUUCCCCGCUUUGCCCUCUUCCAAUAUGGCCGCCGCCGCCUCUGUGACCGGCCUGGUCACGUGGUGCCGCCGCCUGUGAGGUCGCAGAGGCUUGGACGGCGGCGAUUGUCCCUCCCCACGCGCCGUCCAGAGGCGUCGACUGCCCUUGUCAACCGGAGCCUGAGCGAUCAUGGCAACGGGCUCGGGCGGGGAGCGCGUGGCAGCGGCGGCGGCAGUUCGGUCGCGGCCCGCGGCGGCGGAGCAGCGGCGGCGGCGGUGGCAGUGGCGCUGGCACCGGCCCUGAGCGCCAUGCAGCGGGGCAGCUCCGACAGGGAGCUGGCGGCCGGGUGGGAGGCGGCGGCAGCGGCGGGGCCAGUCCGCGUGGACCCUGGCGCGUCCGGGGAGCCGGAGCGCAAGGCGAGGGAGGAGGGGGCCGCGGCCCGGGCCCCGGCGCAGCCCGCCGCGGCCGAGGAGGGCGACGCCCGUCUCCUCCAGCGGCCGCCGCCCACGCCGCCCGGGUUCAGGGUGAAGCCGGCGCCCGCGCGGGGCCUCGGGCCGCAGGGGAAGCCCCGGGGCAAGGGCCGAGGCGGCAAGCGGAGCCCGGGCCGCCGGUCGGACGAGUGCUACUCCGUGCGGCCAGUCACCGUGGACAGCUCCAAGGCCAGGACCUCGCUGGACGCCCUGAAGAUCAGCAUCCGCCAGCUGCAGUGGAAGGAGUUCCCUUUUGGCCGCCGCUCGCCCUGUGACAUCUACUGGCAUGGUGUUUCAUUUCACGACAACAACAUAUUCUCCGGUCAAGUGAACAAGUUUCCAGGCAUGACGGAGAUGGUGCGUAAAAUUACUCUGAGCAGAGCAGUGAGAAUUAUGCAGAAUCUGUUUCCUGAGGAGUACAACUUCUACCCUCGCUCUUGGAUUCUGCCUGACGAGUUCCAGCUCUUUACUGCUCAGGUUCAAAUGGUGAAAGACGGUGACCCCUCCUGGAAGCCCACUUUUAUUGUGAAACCCGAUGGUGGUUGUCAGGGUGACGGAAUCUACCUCAUUAAAGACCCCAGUGACAUCCGCCUGGCAGGGACCCUGCAGCGCCGGCCGGCGGUGGUCCAGGAAUACAUCUGCAAACCUCUCCUUAUCGACAAGCUCAAGUUUGACAUUCGCCUGUAUGUCUUACUGAAGUCCUUAGACCCCUUAGAGAUUUACAUAGCCAAAGAUGGACUCUCCAGAUUUUGUACAGAGCCAUACCAGGAGCCCACUCCCAAAAACCUGCACCACAUCUUUAUGCACUUAACCAACUACUCCCUGAACAUCCAUAGCGGUAACUUUGUCCACUCGGACAGCACUAGCACAGGCAGCAAAAGGACUUUUUCUAGCAUUCUUUGUAGAUUGUCUUCCAAAGGCGUUGACAUCAAGAAGGUCUGGUCUGAUAUCAUCUCCUUGGUGAUUAAGACCGUCAUUGCCCUGACUCCAGAGCUCAAAGUUUUCUACCAGUCGGACAUCCCUGCAGGGAGGCCGGGGCCCACAUGCUUUCAGAUUUUAGGCUUUGACAUUCUUCUAAUGAAAAAUCUGAAGCCUAUACUACUUGAAGUUAAUGCAAAUCCCAGCAUGAGAAUUGAACAUGAGCAAGAACUUUCUCCAGGGGUGUUUGAAAAUGUCCCCAGCCUUGUCGAUGAGGAGGUGAAAGUGGCCGUGAUCAGAGACACCCUGCGCCUCAUGGACCCACUGAGGAAGAAAAGAGAGAACCAGUCUCAGCAGCUGGAGAACCCACCAGCCGGAAAGGAAGAUCCUUCCGACAAUGAUCUGGCCAUCGUCUCGGAAGGCAACCCCAAACCUGAAGCCCACCUGCCCUCCAUCUGCCUCAAGCAGGUGUUCCCCAAGUAUGCCAAGCAGUUCAACUACCUGCGCCUGGUGGACAGGAUGGCAAACUUGUUUAUCCGGUUCCUGGGAAUCAAGGGGACAAUGAAGUUAGGACCAACAGGCUUCCGUACCUUCAUAAGGAAUUGCAAGCUGAGCAGCAGCAGCUUGUCUAUGGCCGCCGUGGACAUCCUCUACAUCGAUAUCACAAGGAGAUGGAACUCCAUGACCCUGGACCAGCGGGAUUCAGGGAUGUGCCUGCAGGCCUUCGUAGAGGCUUUCUUCUACCUGGCUCAGAGGAAGUUCAAGACGCUGCCCCUGCACCAGCAGGCGGCCUCGCUGGUCGACCUGUGUGAAUACCACCUGUCCCUGCUGGAUGAAAAGCGGCUGGUGUGUGGCCGGAGCGGCAGGUUUGGGAGCCAGCGCCCUCACGGCGGCAUGCCCCAGGAAGCCACCCCGGCUGCCCCGCUGGUGGAGGGCCACCUCCCACCCGGCACCGGCAAGCUCUCCCAUUCCACACGCGCUUUGUCCUGAGGGCCGCUCUGUCCUCCCGGAACAAGCAAGCCCUUCCUUCAGGGCUGGAGAGAGGCCUGGGCUUCCCACGCGGAGCCACGCCGGCUGCCGGGAUUCCUGCCGGGACUCUGCGAGCUGUGGGUCCUGCGCUUCGGGAGGCGGCCUGACUCGCACCCGCCUUCCUCCCAGCGCCUCGUGGUGGUAAACCUGUUUGCAAGUCACAGUGGACAUAUGACAUCCCAAAGGUGACAGAUGGCAUCUCCUAUUCUGAGCUCAUGGGAAGCGACAGUGGGGGUGAAACUGUUGUGUUUGGGGAACCAGCAGCCCAGGCUGCGCGGUGGUGAGGAAAGGACGUGAGGCAGCCGAGUCCUGGGUCUGCGGGGCCCAGCGGGAGCGCUGGCUGGAGCCCGGGAGCAUCAUGCCUACUUCCUGCCUCCGCUCUGUGGGAUGGAGUGGAAAUGCCCGCGACUCCCCUCCGAUCAUGUGCUACUUGGGUGUAGUUAACAGAUUAGCCUCGUUUAUUUCAUUAGCUUGCCUACUGCUGCAGUGUUCGGUUUGUUAUUAAUUAAGAAAUAAUUAACUAAGAAGUCACUACAGCUUCUCAAGUCUUCAAGCUGGCAGGAGCCACAGGGGUCAUUUUGCCUGAUUUUGUUUGACCUUGACCCCAAGGCAGGAGUCCCAUGGUUGUAUGGCCUCUGACUGAAGCCCUCCCCAUUUGGGGUGCUCUCUGUGUGGCCAGCACUGCCCAGGGCUCCUGUGUGCUGGGCGUCCUGGGUGAGGAGGAGGCUCCUGAGGGGAGGAGACAAGACCUGGUGAGGGUUAGGAUGAAGAGGAACAUGAGGCCAGACCCAGGUGCCAGAGGUGAUGGGAGGAAAAGGGGAGCUCCUUGCAUAAGAGUAGGCUCCCCUCUUAUCUCCACCUGUGUCCCCUCCUCUCAGAGAGGAAGCCUCACAGGCAGCCACAGGGGCAUUGUGGGUAUGGCCGCGGGCAAGUGCAGGCCCAGGGCCAACCAACAGGUGGACGGAGGCUGCCCUUGCAGAGUCACGCUCCCCACAGCAUUGUUGGAUUUGGGUUAACGUGGCCCUUUAAUGCGUCCUGGCAGCCCUGGGAAGAGUUGAUAUCACACUCCGAGUCAAAAGGAUGCCAGGUCUGAGGGCAUCAGCACAGUGCCAGGCACACAGGAGGCUCAUGAAAUGCUCGCAAAGGAAGGGCAAGGAGGGUCCUGUGGGCAGGAGUGUGCCCCGGACCAGCACAUCUGUCUGCCUCCCCUGCCGUCCUUGUCUUCUCCCUCCCACCACCCGCCCUGUCUCCUGAGUCCCCUUCACUCAGGCCCACUGGAGCAGUUGAGGCAGCACACACACGGCCGUACACAGUCAUGAGCAACUUGCACUCAGUCUCCCAGGAAUGUUGCCAAACCCAAAGACAAGGUUGUUAAUCAAGAUCCUGCCCACUCUUAGCCAGUUACUUUACAGCAGGGGGCCCACCUGAAUCCUUGCUGGACCCUCCUUCCAGCCAGCCCAUUCUCUCAAUAAAACCUGCUUCCCCUGCAUAUGGCUCCCAGGCAACGCCCUGUCUGCGGCCUCCUCCCUCCUGCUCCUCAGAACACAGGACUGAGCCAAGGCCACUCCCUUCCCACCUGGAGGCAGGCUGCUCCGCCAGGGUCAGGGUCUAGAUCUAGAAGGAGUCCCCAUCCCUGCAGACACAGCAGAGUAAGCCCUGCCCCCCACACCCCACAGGGUGUUAGGGAAAUGAGGCUGCUGGUUUACAGGAGGCCUGACAGACGGGCCCUGUUGAUCAGAGGCCGCUCCAUCACCAGAGUGAGUGAAGGGAGACUGUCCCACCUCUUUGGUGUCUAACGGAAGCCCCACCGUGUUCGCCCUUCUGGUAACUGGCCACCGGUUUUGCAGGGUGUGACUGAAGCGAUAGCCAAAGCAGACGUUUCCUUCCUCCUAGCAGAGAGGCUGGACCCAGAGCCCAGGCCAGAGCCCAGCCCUGUGCUUGCCUGUGGGAUAAGCCCGUCCCAAGAAGGCCCUCGCCUCCACCGGCCUCCUCUCCCCACUCCCUCCGGCUGAUUCCCCCAGGCUGUCCAGCCACCGGCCCUCACUGUUCCUCUGACUGAGUCCCUGAGGGCAGCCUCCAGCAGGGGCUCACCUGCCUUGUUUGGGGUGCGUGCAUCACUGGGCAUGGGAGAUGUCGCCGCAGCACCGCGGCCUGGCCAGAACAGGCAGCAGAAGGUGCUUGUAAAGGCGCGUUGGGUCCAGGGCAGCUGUUACCAGGGCCUCUGGAGGCAGCACCUCCAUCUUCUAAACAUGCCUCCUUCCCCUGUGUCUCCCUGAGGCUCUGUCCACUCUCCCUAGCUCAGACCUCAUCUCUCUCCUGCCUCUCAACCCCUCAAUCCGUCCUCCAUUCCUCUCGGAUGGAAGAACUCAGAGAACCACAGGCUGACCGCAGGAACCCCUACUCCAACCAACCCUCAUCCCUUCCCUGAUGAAGCCCCAGACCUUGACGCCAGCACUCAAGGCCCCUCAUAAUCUAAUCCCUUUCUUCCUGAAACACCUUAGAUCCACACCUCAGGUGCCCUGCCCAUGCCCCCGUGCUCCCACUGCUCUUUGUAUCUGUUUUUUUAUUUUAUUUUAAUCUUUAUUGUUGGAAGUAUUACAUAGGUACUUCUUUUUCCCCAUUAAUCUCUUCUAGCCCUCUCCCUUCUGCCUCCCCGCCCCCCACCCCAGGUUCUCAUCACCCCAUUGUCUGUGUCCACGGGUUAUGCAUAUAGGCAUACAAGUUUAUUGGUUGAUCUCUUCUCACCCACCUGCCUUCCCUCUGAAGUUCAACAGUCUAUUCAUGCUUCUGUGUCUCUGUGUCUAUUUUUGAUCCUCAGUUUAUUUGGCUCAUUAGAUUCCACAUAUGAGUGAGAUCAUGUGAUACUUAUCUUUCUCUGACUGGCUUAUUUUGUUCAGCAUAAUACUCCAAGUUCAUCCAUGCUGUUGCAAAUGGUAAGAGGUUUUUUCUUUUUUUAUUGCCGCAUAUCCAUUGUGUAAAGGUUUUUUUUACCCCAGUUUUUUUAUUCACUCAUCUGCUGAUGGGCACUUAGGCUGUUUCCAAAUCUUGGCAAUUGUAAAUAGCGCUGCUGUGAACAUAGGGGUGCAUAUAUUCUUUCUGAUGAGUGUUUUGGGUUUCUUAGGAUAUAUUCCUAGAAGUGGGAUCACUGGGUCAAAUGGCAGUUCCAAUUUUAAUUUUUUGAAGAAAGUCCAUACCGUUUUCCAUACAGUAUGCAUUCCCACCAGCAGUGAACUAGGGUUCCUUUUUUCUUUUCUUUUUUUUUUAAAAAAUAUAUUUUAUUGAUUUUUACAGAGAGGAAGGGAGAGGGAUAGAGAGUUAGAAACAUCCAUGAGAGAGAAACAUCGAUCAGCUGCCUCCUGCACACCCCCUACUGGGGAUGUUGCCCUCAACCAAGGUACAUGCCCUUGACCGGAAUUGAACCUGGGACCUUUCAGUCCAAAGGCCGAUGCUCUAUCCACUGGCCAAACUGGCUAGGGCAGGGGUUCCCUUUUUCCACAACCUCGCCAACACUUGCAGUUUGUUGAUUUGUUGAUAGCCAUUCUGACAGGUGUGGGGUGAUAUUGUCGUUGUGGUCUGCAUCUCUCAGAUGAUUAGUGACUUUGAACAUUUUUUCAUAUGCCUCUUGACCUUCUGUAUGUCUUCUUUCAAAAAGUGUCUAUUUAGGUCCUUUGCCCAUUUUUUAAUUGGAUUGUUUGUCUUCCUUUUGUUAAGUUGUACGAGUUCCCUAUAUAUUUUGGAGAUUAACCCCUUACUGGGUGUAUCAUUGGCAAAUAUUGGGCUCUCUUGUUGUUUUGUUGAUGGUUUUUUGCUGUGCAGAAGCUUUUUAUUUUCAUGUAGUCCCGUUUAUUUUCUCCUUGUUUCCUUUGCCCUAGAACAGUGGUUCUCAGCCUUCUGGCCCUUUAAAUACAGUUCCUCAUGUUGUGACCCAACCAUAAAAUUAUUUUCGUUGCUACUUCAUAACUGUAAUGUUGCUACUGUUAUGAAUUGUAAUGUAAAUAUCUGAUAUUCAGGAUGGUCUUAGGCGACCCCUGUGAAAGGGUCGUUCGACCGCCAAAGGGGUCACGACCCACAGGUUGAGAACCGUUGCCCUAGAAGAUGUAUCCGUAAACAUAUUGCUGUGAUAGCUGUCUGAGAUUUUGCUGCCUAUGGUUUCUUCUAAUAUUUUUAUGGUUUCAUGUCUUACAUUUAAGUCUGUUAUCCAUUUUGAUUUUAUUUUUGUGUAUGGUGUAAGUUGGUGGUCUAGUUUUAUUUUUUUGCAUGUAUCUGUCCAAUUUUCCCAACACCAUUUAUUAAAGAGACUGUCUUGACUCCAUUGUAUGCUCUUGCCUCCUUUGUCAAAUAUUAAUUGAGCAUAAGGCUUGGGUGAAUUUCUGGGUUCUCUGUUCUGUUCCAUUAAUCUAUAUGCCUGUUCUUGUGCCAGUACCAGGUUUUUAGUACAGUGGCUUUGUAGUAUAACUUGAUAUCUGGUAUUGUGAUCCCUCCAACUUUGUUCUUCUUUCUCAAGAUUUCUACAGCUAUUCGGGGUCUUUUUGAUUCCAUAUAAAUUUUGGGGUAGUUUGUUCUAUGUCUGUGGAAUUUGCCGUUGGUAUUUUAAUGGCGAUUGCAUUGAAUCUAUAGAUUGCUUUGGGUAGUAUGGACAUUUUAAUGAUGUUGAUUCUACCAAUCCAUGAAUACUGUAUAUUCUUCCACUUGUUUAAAUCUUCCUCAAUCUCUUUUUUCAACAUCCUGUAGUUUUCCGAGUACAGGUCUUUUACCUCCUUGGUUAGGUUUAUUCCUAGGUAUCUUACUGUUUUUUGUCUUUGUAUCUAUUUUCACCAUCUGGGAAGAGAACAUUCUGGUUCUUACCACGAUGGGAAGGCCACGGGGUGCAGGCCCACUCCGUGCUCUCCUGUCCUUGCAUUUGUUAUCCCCUCUCCCUCUGUCCAUGGAAACAUUCUCUUUCAAGGUCAAGCUCAAAUGUUCCCUAUGCAAAUCCCCUAAACAGAAUGAACCACACCCUCCUGUACCUGUGGGAACCUGGGAAGUUCCUUCAUUAUUAUCACACCUGCCCUGUGGCAUCCCAGCUUUGCUCCCACCAAGCAGUAAGUUCUUUCAGAGCCAGGCAGAUGCAGGGCUCAUGCCGGCCCCUGGGUAGUCCGUGUCAGCUGUCUCUCCUGCUCCGCAGCUUGCAAUUGCACAGGGUGGGGUGGGUCAGAUCAGAUGAUCCCCACGUGAGUGCUGCCAGUGGGGUGGCGGGACCCGCUGGGGAGGAGCCCAGACACUCGGAAUGGCGCUCUGUGCCUUUUCUAGAACCAGCUCCCUUCCCACCGAAUUUGACAUCAGUUCAGUACAGCACAGUUUACAGAGCACUUUCACAGCCCCUCCUCAUCCAGUCCCCCACAGCCCAGCAAUGGAUAGGGGAUUCUCAUCACCAUCUCUUCACAUUCGGGGCCUUGUGGCUGAGCCUGGACUCCUAAGGAGGUCCCCUGCCCUAAAUCCCGUGCUCCUUUCUUGGCACCAUAGCUGAGCAACCCAGCGGGGAGAGGGCUUGGGCCCAUUUCAUAGAUGUGGAAACCCACGUCUCAGAGAGGCUGCGAGAGUCUGGGGGCUCAGCUCAGGGCUGUCUGAUCUGACCUCCUCUUGCUGAGCCCCCAGAAGGGCUCGAUGGGCCACGUGCAUCCUACGGGCUCCGGGUCCCUGAGCCUCGUGAGGGGGCACAGGCCUCUCUCACUUGAUCUUUGGGAAUGAAGAAUGGAAAGGAUGGUACACGUGGAAGCGUUUCGUAAAACAGAGUGCUGCCCAAUGCCAUGUUGUCUUCAGACAGGCUCUCGUGUAAGCCAGGUGUGAGGAGGGGGAGGGAAAGGUUCCUUCUUGAACGUUGUAAUCCAUCAAGACAGACGCGGCAGCCACCCGCUCCCUCGGUGCCUCCCGCCAUCCUCCCACGCGAAGACAUCCACGAGCUGAGAAAUGGCCUCUGCUGCUCCCCUGGCACCUGGCGUUUGCCUUGUGAUUGGCCGAGUAUCACAGCAGAAUCGCUUAAUUGUUUUAAUGUCUUGAUUAAUGGCCCUGCAGUUGAGAAUUGGGCUGGAAACGCUGGGCAUCUGAGCGCCUUCCCUGGAAGCUGAGAAAGGACGCCCUGUCCCUCUGGGAGCCCGGUCCCCUCCACGGGGUGCGAACUCACCGCAGACCCUCCUCGCCUUGAUGGAGCCUUCUGCCAGUCUCCUGCUUGGUUUGAUGGAUGUGAGGGACAGUUCCCCGUGUGGCAUAUGGAUUUCUCCCGCUUGGGAUAAGUUCACAUUUUUUUCUGUUCCCAGGGACAAAGGAGCUUUGCAGAACAGUCAACAUAUUCAAUUACCUCCAUCUCUAGUGACCAAAAGUCUUAAUUUGUAUGUAACUAGAAAGGCCCAGUGCUUGUGCAUACGGUACACACACACACGCACACACACGCGCACACACAUGCACAUGCACACACAUGCAUGCACACAUGCUGAGCACCACUGAGCUUUGGUAUAAAAUGGCAAAAUGACCGAUGUUUUUCUCGUUUUUGACAAUUGGCCUCUGAGUCUCACGUUGGGAGCAGAGAACAAGGGGCUCGGUGCACCCGGGGGUAACAUAUGAGCCCACCAAGAGCUCGUGGAAAUGUUUCCUCCCACGCAGAGGCGUUUGCUAAGGUUCAACCAGCGCCCUCGUCUCAGGCCAUGGGGACCUGCCAGCUUCCCCGGGCCCCUCCCGGCUGCAGAGGCCAGGCCAGGAGCUGGACAGUGAAAGAAAUCAGCGGGAUGUUCUCCCUUCUGAGUGGGGAAGACGAGGGCUGAGAAUCCCGGACGGGCCCUGGGUGAUGGUGGGAAGGGCGAGGGGCUGGGUGUUGCUGUCUGACGCUCUAAGUGACCAGGGACUUCACCUCUUUGCCCUCGUCCUGGCCUCUACGGUGGAGACCGUGCCAUCAUGAGUGUGAGGAGCCUGGUUGGGACCUGGCACCAGGGAAGCAUCUUAAUAAAUGUCCCCUGAGGAAAGGAGAGGGAUCCAGGGAGUCCUCUGCCCACCUCGUGGCCCCUGAGGCCUGGCCAGAGCGCCCGGUGCUCGAGCCUCCUCCCUCCGUGGGGCCUUUGCUGCUUGCUGGGCUGCUCCUGCCUCUUAACGGCUUUUGAAAAUUCUUUAUUAAAUUUUCAUGGCGCAUAAAGUCGAGGUUCCAUCACUCGGCCUCAGUUGUCUUGGUAAUUUUGUAAAAUGCAAUAAUAAAAUGAAGCUGAAUGUU
This is a messenger RNA of Myotis daubentonii (Daubenton's bat), 9954 nucleotides long. RefSeq names its product tubulin tyrosine ligase like 11 (gene TTLL11). Gene Ontology annotation, molecular function: tubulin binding; tubulin-glutamic acid ligase activity. NCBI's taxonomy places the organism in Eukaryota, Metazoa, Chordata, Mammalia, Chiroptera, Vespertilionidae. Gene Ontology annotation, biological process: microtubule cytoskeleton organization; protein polyglutamylation. The record is from RefSeq and is a predicted model, not a curated record. Gene Ontology annotation, cellular component: ciliary basal body.